This is a messenger RNA of Thunnus maccoyii (southern bluefin tuna), 2485 nucleotides long. It is a transcript of the gene nacc1b, whose product is annotated as nucleus accumbens associated 1, BEN and BTB (POZ) domain containing b. Gene Ontology annotation, biological process: regulation of transcription by RNA polymerase II. The transcript is spliced from 8 exons. The coding region runs from base 622 to 2421 and encodes 599 amino acids. NCBI's taxonomy places the organism in Eukaryota, Metazoa, Chordata, Actinopteri, Scombriformes, Scombridae. The record is from RefSeq and is a predicted model, not a curated record. Gene Ontology annotation, molecular function: protein binding; DNA-binding transcription factor activity, RNA polymerase II-specific; RNA polymerase II cis-regulatory region sequence-specific DNA binding.
AUACGUUAACACAAAAAGAUCGGAGUUAGUGAAGUGCACGUAGCCUAGCUGUGUGGCGUCCUGAGUUCCCCUUCGGUGUGGGGAUUGAUUAAAUAAUUUAUCCGCUGUGAUAUAUCAUAAGCGACAUUUUGGAGGGGAACAACGCGUGUCUGUCCCAUAUCGGUAGCUGCCAUUCGGCCGGAGGAGGAGGAGGGAACUCGGUGUUAACGGACAUCACACCGCGUUGGCACGGAAAGAGGGGAGACUGCUGAAAAUUUAAUCCCCUCGACUAUUUUUGUGGCAAAUUUUGUGCGCCCCGUUCCUCGGAUGAUAAACGUAUAUGUUGAGGUGGGGGCUGAUAUACAAAAUAAAGGAGAGGAGCUCUCUUUUUUGUGUCCCUUUUCCGCUGCUGCUGCUGCUGCCCCCCUCCCUCCCUCCGCACACACCGGCCCGGGCCAGCCGAGGACUCCCAAAUCCUACCGGGCAUCGAGGCUGGCACACGGCGGGGCACCGAGAGCUCCCUGCCCGCUCUGACUGCCUUGCUGCCCCGCUAGUGGCGGGUUGUAUUCUCUCCCGAGGCGUCCACCGGCGAGACAUCGGCUCUGCUAGACUUUCAUACCCUGUGGUGCUGGGCAGAGCGUUAUGGCUCAGACGCUGCAGAUGGCGAUCCCUAACUUUGGCAACAACGUCCUGGAGUGUCUGAACGAACAGCGGCUGCAGGGCCUCUACUGUGAUGUCUCCGUGGUCGUCAAGGGACACGCCUUCAAGGCCCACCGUGCGGUGCUGGCAGCCAGCAGCUCAUACUUUCGGGAUCUGUUCAACGCCGGGGGGAAGAGCUCGGUCGUGGAGCUUCCCCCGGCCGUACAGCCACAGAGCUUCCAGCAGAUCCUGGCCUUCUGCUACACAGGACGCCUCAGCAUGAACGUCGGAGACCAGUUCCUGCUCAUGUACACCGCCGGCUUCCUCCAGAUCCAACAGAUCAUGGAGAAAGGCACAGAGUUUUUCCUCAAGGUCUCAUCUCCAAGCUGUGACUCCCAGGGUCUCCACACCGAGGAGACCGAGCCUCAGAGCCCCGUCACUCAAACGGCGGGAGGGGGCGGAGCCGGUGUCGUUCCCACAGCUUCAGGAAGGCCCGCCUCCUGUCUGACGCCUCUUCCCCUGGUGUCCAAGGUAAAGACGGAACAGACGGCCACCACGCCUCAACCGACCCCACAGCCGCAACAGCAGGAAGGGUCUCCCUACUCAGUGGUCUGCACCCCCGUGGCCAAACGGCUGUGGGAGGGGAGCAACCGUGAUGGGGGAGGGGGGUCUGGAGGGGGCGGGGGAGGCGGGAUGAGGAAGGCCGCACGCUACUCUUCCUCCUCUUCUUCGUCCUUAUCCUCCAACACUGUUGCCCAGGAUGCCUCUGGGCGCGGACCUGUGGCCAAUGCCGCCAUGAUGGGCGGCGGCGGCGGUACUGGUGGCGGCGGUGGCGGCGCCACUUCGGCAGGAGGAGUCGGACUCAACAGUAACCAGAACAACAAUAACAACAACGGCGGGACGCCUGAGGGCACUAGCCCAGGCACACUCAGCAUGUACACCAGCGACUCGCCCAUCAGUUACCACGACGAUGAGGAAGAGGACGACAUAGCGGAUGAGAGCGCCGAAGAGCAGUACAGACAAAUCUGCAACAUGUACACCAUGUACAGCAUGCUGAACGCCGGCGCUGCAGUGGUGGGGGAGCGGGUGGAGGCUCUGCCAGACUUGGCUCCAGACUCAGGCGGCGGACGGGGGGGCCGGGGUGGACGCUCCCGGCAGGACCUGGCGUCGCUGCCCGCUGAGCUCAUCAGCCAGAUCGGAAACCGCUGCCACCCGAAGCUCUACGAAGAGGGCGACCCGGCCGAGAAACUGGAGCUGGUGAGCGGUACCUCCGUGUUCAUCUCCCGCGCCCAGCUCAUGAACUGCCACGUAAGCGCCGGCACCCGCCACAAAGUGCUGCUCAGACGCCUGCUGGCCGCAUUCUUUGACAGGAGCACUCUGGCUAACAGCUGUGGAACUGGCAUCCGCUCUUCAACCAACGACCCCAGUCGUAAACCCCUGGACAACAGAGUGCUGCACGCUGUCAAAUUCUACUGCCAGAACUUUGCACCGAGCUUCAAAGAGAGCGAGAUGAACGCCAUCGCGGCUGACAUGUGCACCAACGCCCGCCGCGUCGUCCGCAAGAGCUGGAUCCCCAAGCUUAAACUGCUCAUGGCCGACAGCGACGCCUACUCCGCCUUCCUCGCCGACAGCGUGAAGAUGGAGGCCGACGCCCUUGGGGCGGAGCAAGGCUUCGACCCCGCCUCCCUGGAAGCCGUGGCCGCGGCGGCGGCGGCUGCCACCAACCAUAAUGAAGCGGGAGGCGGAGCUACGCCGGCGGACACCCUCCAAGGGGCGGGAGGAGACGGCAGCACUUUGUUUUGAGUGAGUUGAACGGACCGAUAGAUGAAUGGACAGAUGGACUUUGCGGCUGGAGGGAGGGAUGGCG